Drosophila santomea is the source of this 2420-nucleotide messenger RNA. RefSeq lists its product as uncharacterized. Lineage: Eukaryota; Metazoa; Arthropoda; Insecta; Diptera; Drosophilidae. Gene Ontology annotation, cellular component: neuron projection membrane. Gene Ontology annotation, biological process: synapse organization. Bases 694 to 2154 code for a protein of 486 amino acids. The record is from RefSeq and is a predicted model, not a curated record. The transcript is spliced from 7 exons.
UAGAGCGGGAAAAAGCGCAUAGUUCGGAAAUCAUUUAAAAGAAGGCAUAAGUUUGGAUCACUUCGCGUUCGCGUGAUUGUGAUUGCGGGCUCCCAGAGUGAAUGCACUCCCGUAUUCAAAACCUGAUUCUAAUGUAUCGGUGGCCGGUAUUUGUUUGUGCGUAUCUGUGCCAACCAAAAUGUGGGCGUGUCCGCCCCCGUCGCGCCAUAAAGUAAAGUGUCGCGAAGUGAAGUGCGAGAAUGUCCGCCCCCCGAUUUCCGAAAGGGCGCUGUGAAAUCCUGUGAGCUACGAUUCCUGGCUGCUGCGGUUGGCCUGCCAAAUAAAGCAAGAAAUAAGUUAAAACAUACGUUCUGUGCGGUCUGACUCGGUGGAAUAAAACAAAUCCUGGCCAACUGGCGGAGCAGCCCCAGUCACGUCCGCACUACCACAACUACUGCUCCGCCGGCACAGUGCGGUAUGCAAAUUCAACCGACAAGACUUCAUAAAAGCAAGGCAAAUAAUUAAAUAACAGCGCGGGAGCAAACAGCACGCAGCAGCAUGACAUUCUACUUGAGCCGAUGAAACUUGCAUGAACUAGCUGCGCGAAAUAAAUACGAAAUACCAAGUACCAAGUGCCAAAUACGAAAUCCGAAAUCCGAACGUUAAUCCCAAACCAAUCCCAGCUCCGUUCUGCCCAGGUGCGACAUCCGACAGAUGCCCACGCCCAGCGGAAUGUCCUGGCGGCAGAAGGAGCGCAGCGCGGGAGGUGCAAUUGGACGAGGGGCAGGCAUCCUGGACGGGACCGGGAGGAGCUCGGGAUAUGCCAGCAUACUGCUGGCGUUUCUGGCAGCUGUCAGCUUUCGUGGCAUGCGAGCGCCACUGGCAGCCACGGCCACUCCGAUGGAGAGCACCUCCCUAAUUUCCUCGCCUGCGAGGGGCACAACCACUAUGGAAUCGGCAGGAUCUCCUGUCCUGAUGCUGGGCGAUGACCAACAGCAGCAGGAGGACGACACAACGGUGGUCUAUCCCUGGAGCGACAGGCCCGACACUGCGACGCUGACAAGGGGUUUCUCGAUUCCCACGUACUUGCCGCCCUUUCCGGAAUUCAUGCCAGCCGAUUUGCCGCACAUGCUGCGGAAUGCCUCCUCUGAAGCAGCUCUCCGCGCGGACAUCAGCCCGUCCGGCAGUCCGAUGCCAUCUAAAUCCAACGAGCAGUCCCGUCUCUACGCCUACGACAGCGAACAAAAGGCCCAGCAGUUGCGGCGCGAGAAGGAGCUGGCCAAGGAGCGGGAGCUCCUGCCCCGGCGCCAGCUUAGCCUGCUCCCGCUGAACGCCACCGUCCAAGCUGGCCAACAUGCCUAUUUGCCGUGCAAGCUCAACCAGCACUCCGGAAAACCGCUCUCCUGGGUUCGGUUGCGGGAUGAACAUAUCAUUGCUGUGGAUCACACAACCUUCAUCAACGAUGCUCGGUUCGCCUCGCUGCUCCAGUCUUCCACCUCGACAACACUUGUAUCCGGAGGGGUCCUUUCCACCACUGCGACGGCCCCGGCUGUCCUGGAAAACUCCUCCCACGCUAUUCCUGGGGGUCAGGAGAGGGGCAAUAGCAGCAGCCUCAGCUGGACGCUGCAAAUCAAGUAUGUAAAGCUGGAGGACGCCGGCUGGUACGAGUGUCAGCUGGCAACGGAGCCCAAAAUGAGCGCCAAGGUGCAGCUGUUUGUGAUAACACCCCGAACCGAGCUAAUCGGCGAUCGGCAGCGCUUCGUGAAGGCGGGCAGCAGGGUGGAGCUGCACUGCAUCGUGCGUGGCACCCUGGAGGCCCCAAAGUAUAUAUUCUGGUACCGCGGCGACCAACAAGUGACUGCCGAAAACGAGGCCAGCGGCGCCCAGAGCGGAUGGUACACGCAAAUCGACCGGAAUAUCUUCGGCAGCACCGAGCACAAUCGGAACACAAUUGGUUCCCUGGUCAUUCCUCUUGUGCGCAAGAUUCACUCCGGCAACUAUACGUGUGAGCCGGAAAACAGUGCGGCCGCUUCUAUGCAAUUGCACGUCCUGAGCGGGGAGUACUCCGCCUCCGCCAUAAAAUCGACUGCUACUGGGCGACAUAGACUGGGCCACGGGUACACCAGUCUACACAAGUGGCUAAUCUUUCUUUUGGUGGCCCUAAACAAGACAUGAGUAAUCCUGGGAGAAGUCCUGCCAUGCAGAGCGCUGGAAUUAUCAUAUGAUCGGGUGUUUUGUCUAAGACAUUAGUUUUAUCUCUAGAUAAAAUGCACUUACACUCAAGCCAUUACAUUGUUUAUUAAGCUUACUUCUUAAAGUCUAAGCCGAACUUAGAAAGAAAACUUUUUUUAUACAAAUUCUAGACUUAACAAUGUUUCCUUUCCUCUAGUAAUAGGCCUUCAUCACUAAGUAUUAUAAUAAGCAUAAAAUUCUGAAUACUA